UAAUUGCUCGCAGAUUUCUUCGCCCUCAUUGGUUAACAACAACGGGGUCCGUGUGAACUGGGAAGAGGUGGGGGCUGCGGUCAAACCCACCAUGACCUAAACAGCACCAGGAGGGAGAGAGGAGGGAGGACACAGCCGCAGCAGCAGCAGCAGCAGCCCCGCUUUCAGCCUGCAUGGGCUACUCGGUUAGCUAGCUUAGCAUCGUCCGACUGCGCCGCACUGCUUCUCCGGCCGCCGAGAACCUCGGGUUGUUAUCUUCGUGUUUCCCUCUCCGUCCCAUCCCCAGUCCUGCCUGCCCACUGCCCGGCUUCAAGAUGAUGAAGUUUAGGUUUCGUCGGCAGGGCACCGACCCACAGAGAGAGAAGAUAAAACAGGAGCUUUUCGCCUUCAACAAGACUGUGGAGCAUGGGUUCCCUCAUCAGCCCAGUGCUUUGGCCUUUGACCCCAAAUUGGAACUUAUGGCCAUCGGGACAAAGUCAGGAGCCAUCAAAGUCUACGGGCACCCUGGUGUGGAGUUCACAGGACUGCACAAAGACAUCACAGCUGUCACACAAAUCCUUUUCCUGCCUGGACAGGGCCGCCUGCUGUCGCUGCUGGAUGACAACACGAUUCACCUGUGGGAGCUGGUGGCUGGUGCCCCUAGAGAGGUGGGCGGGGAUAAGAGAGACGGCGUGGUCUGUCUGCAGGAAGUGGACAGCUACAGCCUUCCAGGAAGACCUGGCAUUGAGAGCUGCAGUGCCACGCGGGUGACGGUCCUUCUCUUGCUGAGGUCAUGCGAGCAGCUGUGCAUGGGAACAGAGGGAGGGGGCGUGUACUUCCUGGAGUUGCCCCGCCUAUCACUGAAGGACAACCAGACGCUUCUCCAAGACCAGGUCACACAGAGGAUUUACUUCUAUUUUGAUUCAGGAAUCUGCUUUGAGUUUCUCUUUCAGCUGAGUUUUAGGUUCACUGUCAUGUUGUAUGAAAAGUUCAUGAAUCCAAAUGUUUCAUAUUCUGUCUCGUCUCUUGUCUUAGGGUUUGAUGAGCCGUCUGCGUUGGUAGUGUUACUGGAAGAGGAGCUGGUCGUGAUUGACCUCCAGACCCCCGGGUGGCCCUCUAUGCCCACCCCCUACCUGGCUCCUCUCCACUCUUCAGCAAUCACCUGCUCCUUCCACAUCUCCAGCGUCCCUCCCAAACUCUGGGAGCGGCUAGUCAACGCUGGCAAAGCACAGCAGGGCCGGCAACACCCACACGGGAGUUGGCCCAUUUGUGGAGGUAAAAACCUGGCUCCUCCACCCAAACAGCAAGAGCUGCUAUUGACAGGGCAUGAGGACGGCACUGUGCGUUUCUGGGAUGCAUCAGGUGUUGCUCUUACUCCGAUGUACAAACUCAGCACAGCCAAUGUCUUCCACACCGACUGUGACCCUUGCGAUGAUCCUCAGGACGCUAGCGACGACCCCGACUUGCAGCAGGAGGAGGAAUGGCCUCCCUUCAGGAAGGUGGGCUGUUUUGACCCGUACAGCGACGACCCCAGACUGGGCAUCCAGAAGAUCAGUCUGUGCAAAUACAGCAACAAGCUGGUGGUGGCUGGAACUGCUGGACAGGUGAUUGUUCUGGGUCUGAGUGAUGAGCGUUCGGACCACUUGGUUGACGUGUCGGUGGUUGAUCUACUGCAGGACAGGGAGGGCUUCACCUGGAAGGGCCAUGAGAGACUGGAGCCGCGCCUUAAACCCGCCCCCUUCCCUCCCGGCUUUCAGCCACUGGUGCUGGUGCAGUGCCUGCCCCCGGCCUCUGUUACGGCGGUGGCUCUGCACGCCGAGUGGAACCUGAUCUCCUUCGGGACGAGUCAUGGAUUUGGCCUGUUUGACUACCACAGACGAAAUGCUGUGCUUGCCAGAUGUACCCUGCACCCUAAUGACUCCUUGGCGAUGGAGGGCCCCCUGUCCCGAGUCAAGUCCUUGAAGAAGUCCUUACGACAGAGCUUUAGACGCAUCCGUAAGAGCAGGGUGUCGGGGAAGAAACGCACCAUCACCACUACACCUACCAGCAAGGUCCAGGAGGCCAACGCUGCUCUGGCAGAGCAGGAGGACGUGGCUCCGAUACAGCGAAGGAUUGAGCCCCGGUCUGCAGACGACUCGCUGUCUGGAGUGGUGCGGUGUCUCUGCUUCGCUGACACCUUUCUACGUGACGGUACACACCAUGGACCCACACUAUGGGCAGGCACCAACUCAGGCAGUGUGUACGCCUACGCUCUGGAGGUGCCCGGCGUUGGUUUGGGGCGUGUGUGUGAGCGGGGCGGAGCGGGCGAGAGCAGUGUGUGUGUGGAGGCAUUGUUGGGGAAAGAGAUCCAGCUGAUGCACAGGGCCCCCGUGGUGUCGAUAUCUGUGUUGGACGGCCGGGGGAAACCGUUACCGGACCCUUACGAAGCCUCCCAGGACCUCUCCAUCGCACCGGAAAUGACCAACGCUCACUCUGUCCUCAUCGCCUCGGAGGAACAGCUAAAGGUGUUCUCCCUCCCCAAGGUGAGCGCUAAGACCAAGUUCAAGCUGACGGCGCACGAAGGCUGCCGGGUGAGGAAGGUGGCCCUGGUGGUGUUUAACUCCACAGUUCAGGAAGACUACAGCGAGCACACACUGGUCUGUCUGACCAACCUGGGCGACAUGCACCUCUUCAGCAUACCUGGCCUCCGACCACAGGUGCGCUACGACUGCAUUCGCAAAGAAGACAUCAGCGGCAUUGCAUCAUGUGUCUUCACCAAGAACGGACAGGGGUUUUACUUAAUCUCUCCUUCAGAGUACGAGAGGUUCUCUCUCUCUGCCAAGGUCCUCACUGAGCCGCUCUGCUCUGUUCAGCUGGACCGACCGCUAGAGCCCACACCUGCCAGCGACGGUAUGACGCCGCAGGCCAACGGAACCCACAAGAACCAAAUGGGUCAGGCUGAAGGGCAAACAGAAGAACCUCCCAGCUCCCUGUCCUCUCCCAUCCUGGACACCCCACUGGACUCCCCCCUCAGCUUUGCUGACCUCACCCUCGACUCGACCGGAGAAAUCACUGUGGAGGACGUCAGGGAUUUUCUAGCCACUGUGGACGAGGCAGAGAAUAACCUGAAGAACAUUAAAGAGGAGGAGGGACGCUCGGCCGGCAUCCUCAUUAACUGAACAGGGACUGGGAUGGACCGGAUUUCAGUGCUGGACCACAAACAUCUCCCAUCAUUCCACUGUGGAACCCCCAGCCAACACUCUGCACUCUCCUGUUAGCCUGGCACAAACUGGGAGGAAAGCCUUCAUACGGACAAAGAGUACAGCAUUCCAGACUCAUGUUGUUUUGUUCCUCCCACUUGAAGAACUACAUCUUCUUAUAUAGCCACUUUGGAAACAUGACCUUGCCUCCCACAUGGAACUAGAGACAGCCUACCUAGCACAGUGUGGCGCCUGGAUGGACUUGGAGCAAACAAUUCUGAUUUCAACCACUAAAAGCAGAACUGUCUGUCAUCCAUCUUGACGCUCUGUGUGGUCAUUCCUUUCUUCCCGUGGUGAGCCGAUGGUUAUGAAGCGUUCUCCAGGCCUAAUGACUGCGGCUCAGCCUUCGAGGAAAGGGCUGUUAACGUCCCGCAUAGGAGACUUACCAGUGACGUUUCUGUGUUUUUAUUUUUCUAUCCACAGGUUUUUUGGCGUGCUUGGAUCGUUCUGAGGUUUCCCAACAGUUGGAACUGGAAUUGGCGCUCGGUCGCCAAAUUGCUCUCUUUGAUUCCUUGUGCCCAUAGUGGACGUGUCGGGUUGUUUUGCACGUUACUUAACACCCCCACAGCCCUGUGAAUGACCCGUGUUUAUGAAAUGAGGAUAUCCAGCAGAACGGGAUUAUUGUGAAGUUCAAGAAGACUAGGAAAUGAAGUAUUUUGAAUAUUUGAGUAUUAAAGGCUGUACGAUUUGUAUUCUUCCCGUCUGCUAUUAGGUGCAGUUGAAUUGCUGCACCCAGUGUCCAAUGUGAGCCGUGGUGGUGCGGAGAUCAACUGUUUUUGAAUGUGUGAGCCGAUAUGUACACACAAGCACAUCACCACCGAGGUUUUGGGAAGCUCAGUCUACUCCUUUUGGUAUUGAAGAACAAAGUACUUGGAAAAUGAAGGUGUUUUUUAAUACAAAUAAUGACGUUCUA
Messenger RNA from Etheostoma cragini (Arkansas darter), 4131 nucleotides. RefSeq names its product LLGL scribble cell polarity complex component 1 (gene llgl1). Gene Ontology annotation, molecular function: GTPase activator activity; myosin II binding. NCBI's taxonomy places the organism in Eukaryota, Metazoa, Chordata, Actinopteri, Perciformes, Percidae. The transcript is spliced from 20 exons. Gene Ontology annotation, biological process: cortical actin cytoskeleton organization; regulation of protein secretion; regulation of establishment or maintenance of cell polarity. The record is from RefSeq and is a predicted model, not a curated record. Gene Ontology annotation, cellular component: cortical actin cytoskeleton; cytoplasm; plasma membrane. The coding region runs from base 315 to 3137 and encodes 940 amino acids.